GGUCGCCCCGGUGGUCUAGUUGCUAUCUUCGAAACCUUGUAGAGGUCAGGUCAAGGGUUCGAAUGCCGGCGUAAGCGAGCUUUUCUUGCAAAGUGAGUUUUUCUCUCGCUUCCGCUCCUGGCGUAGUGGAUAGCGCUAGUUCGUGUGUAAACAGAGGGAAGAGAGUGCAGAACUCUCCUCGCAUUCAAAAUCGAAGGCGAAGUACCGCAGGAGGGGAGGGUGGAGAGGGGCUCUUCCGUGUGCCCACGGGUUGGAGUAAACGGCACUACUGCUGUUAGCGCUGAUUUGAAGUGAAGACAAAAAAAAAAAUGUUUACCUCGCAUAGAAAUCCCGCGGAGGAGGCUUCCAAGCAAGACGACAAGGACUCGGAGGAGUAUGUGCGGCCGUCGACCACGACGAAACUCGAGGUGCCAGAGGGGGGUGAGCUGCUCAAGGACGGUACCGUGCGGAUCAACGUUUGGGCUAGCCCGCGGUCGCUGAGCACAGCUCUCAUGUACUCGUUCGCACAGAGGCCGGACUGUGUUGUUUACGACGAGCCUUUGUACGCACACUUCCUUCGAACGCACCCGGAGGACGAGACGUGGCGGCCCUACCGAGAUGAGGUCUUCAGAGAACAGGAUUCCGACGGCGACCGAUGGAUCAAGGAGGUGGCGCUAGGCCCGACGCCUAAGCCGGUGGUCUACAUGAAGCACAUGGCCAAACAGAUGAGGAACCUGGAUCUCUCCUUCCUGCCCAAGUGCCGAAACAUCAUCCAGAUCAGGACCCCGAUCCACAUGCUUCCCUCCUGGAACACUAACAUCCACGCGAACCUAAAGGAGAUCGGCAUGCUGGACCUUUUGCACAUGUACUCUCUGGUACGCGCCAUGGGUCAGGAACCAAUAGUGAUCGACGCCGAGCUGCUUCGUGCCAACCCAGAGGGUGUGUUGCGGGAGGUGUCGGAAAUGGCUGGUAUCCCCUACGCCCCAGAACAGCUGAGCUGGGAGGCUGGUCCCAAGCCCUACGACGGCUGCUGGGCAUACGUGUGGUACAAGGGGUGCAGAAAGUCGACGUGCUUUGACAACUCCCCGCGCUACGUCAAGUUCGACCAGAACUUGGCGCCGCUCCUGGAGGAGUGCAUGCCUAUCUACCAGCUCCUGAGAUCCAAGGCCAUCACGGGGUUCGGCAAGCUCGGAAAGGUGCAACGCCCCCUGCCCGCAGAGGCAGGCAGUGCUGCAAGGGACGCGAAGGCAGAGGGUGCAGCUGCGGUCAACGAGGGCAUCCUGGUGUGGGUUGGAGGAGGGCUCGUUCCACGUGAUAUGGCGAAGGUGUCUGUGUUCGACUCGUCGGUGCAAGGGGGUGACGCCGUGUGGGAGGGCAUUCGGGUGUACCGGGCAAAGAUAUUCUGCCUUGACAGGCACCUGAGACGCCUGCAAGAUUCCGCCCAUGCCCUCGCCUUCGAGGCGAUCCCGUCUUCCAAAGACAUCACUGUGGCGAUUAUGGCCACGCUUGCCGCUAACAAUAUGGUGGACGGGGCCCACGCGAGGGUAACCCUGACCAGGGGUACCAAGACCACGUCCAGCAUGAACCCCGACUUCAACGUCUUUGGGUGCACCCUGAUUGUUCUAGCAGAGAGGAAAGAGGUCGGCGGAGCGGCAACGUACGACAACGACCUCGGCGUGACACUGGUCACCGCCUCCAAUAGACGAAACCCUCCACAAUGCCUCGAUUCCGCUAUCCACCACAACAACCUCCUCAACAACAUAUUGCCCAAGAUCCAGGCUAACAACGCCGGGGCCGCCGACGCGGUGAUGCUGGACGUCGAGGGCUUCGUUUCCGAGACGAACGCAACCAAUAUCUUCAUGGCCAAGGGAGGGAAGCUCCUGACACCGGCCGCCGGCAGCUGUCUGCCGGGUAUCACGAGGGGCCUCAUCUUGGAGCUGGCAGCCGAACUCGGCGUUCUUGCGGAGGAAAAGAGGGUUUCCCUGUCCGAGCUCCAUUGUGCGGACGAGGUCUUCACCACGGGUACCAUGGGAGAGCUUUCUCCCGUGGUGAAGAUCGAUGGGCGUCAGAUCGGGGAUGGACAACCGGGGCCUUUGACGUCACGCUUGAGGGAAGCAUUUGCUAAAAUGACAGAUCGCGAAGAAUUGGGGACGCCUCUCCCAACGUGCGCAUGA
Molecule: messenger RNA, 2153 nt
Organism: Ectocarpus siliculosus
Lineage: Eukaryota; Phaeophyceae; Ectocarpales; Ectocarpaceae
Source: the annotation of a GenBank genome assembly